Messenger RNA from Portunus trituberculatus (swimming crab), 15392 nucleotides. RefSeq names its product protein unc-13 homolog A-like (gene unc-13). NCBI's taxonomy places the organism in Eukaryota, Metazoa, Arthropoda, Malacostraca, Decapoda, Portunidae. The record is from RefSeq and is a predicted model, not a curated record. Gene Ontology annotation, biological process: synaptic vesicle maturation; neuromuscular junction development; presynaptic dense core vesicle exocytosis. Gene Ontology annotation, cellular component: synaptic vesicle membrane; presynaptic membrane; plasma membrane. Gene Ontology annotation, molecular function: syntaxin-1 binding; calcium ion binding; diacylglycerol binding.
AUCGAGUUGGGUGUUAGUGUAAUGUAGCCCAGCGUGGGAGACAGACGGUGGCGCCACUCUCCCGCACGUCGCUAGGUCCCGGUGUUAUCCUUGGGGCCUUAGCGGUGGUCAGUGAGUGUGUGAGGGAGUGCCCGGAGGUGGAUAGGGCUUGGGAGUGCACAACAUGGAGGAGGCGGAAGGCUCACGAGUAGUCGGUAGUCAGGAAGUCAGAGUGGGCCAGCGUAUCUUCUAGUUUUGCUUUCCCCACAAGCCUGCUGAGGGGAAUAUGUCUCUCCUUAGCGUCACAGUUAAAAGGGCAAACUUAAGUGGAACCCAAGCCGACCAGUUGAACAGCUAUGUAACCCUCAAACUACAAAAUGUCAAAUCGACUACUGUGUGCGUCAAGGGCUCCCAACCUCGAUGGGAGCAGGAUUUCCUUUUCGAAACCAAUCGGCUGGACACGGGCCUGUUGGUGGAGGUGUGGAACAAGGGCCUUAUAUGGGACAAGGCUCUGGGGUACCUCUGGCUGCCCCUCACCAACAUCCAGUACUCCAACGAGAUUCCCAUCAUUGUGGAGGAGGGGGAGGGCCGCUGGUACAACCUGGAUGCUGACCGUGUGGUGGAGAAUGGAGAGGUGAAAGGCACUGCCAACCCCACUGGAGACUCCCUGUUGCUCGACUGUCGCUUUGAGCUGCCAUGGGGCAAAAAGGCCAAAGAAAGAGCAAGGAAGAAAGCUCUGGAUCCAGUGCUUCCUAACGGCCCGUGUGGCUCGGGGGAGCCUGGCCAAGCCUACGCUGGGGUUGGAGGCUCCCACGAUGCCCCUCCCUCCUCCCUCUCUCCAUCUUCCUCCUCGACUGCCCGCCCAAGUCUCUCCACUGUAAAGCUCCUCAAUACUGUCACGUUUGAGACUAUUGAAUCUGCCACUGAUUAUGAUGAUGAGUGCGUAGACUCCUCAAAGCCCAGUGAGAGGCCAGAUCUCCUCACCACAGCUGCAUCAGAGACCGUGGACUCUGGGAUUGGCAAUGAUGAAUUAGGUGCUGAAACUAGCAUUUCUAGAUUUCUUAGUAGAAGUGAUGAGGCCAAAGUUGAACAGAGUGAUGCCGUGAGUGGGACGGAUGAGGGUGGAUCUUCGCCAUUUAGGUUUAGCUUUCAAAUACCACUGUCGCAAAAGGAUAGGGAACUGUCCUCCCCCCCGGCCAGCGACAGCAAGACUUUCUCAUGGGACCCAGAAACAAGUGUCUCUUCCUAUGCAAAUGCCCAGUCUUCUAGCCCAAAGGUUACUCUGGUGACCACCAAAUUUGCGUCGUUAUCAGUGUGUUCACCAGAUAGGGAACAACUCCCCCCUUGUAAAACUUUCCCCGAAACCUCCAGCCCAAGUGCCGUGCCCUCCUCAGGGAUCUUCAACAUCAAGCUCCUGAAAGAGAACCUUCUGAGGGAGAGUGAAGGACUGGACCCCCUGCAGCCAUCGCCUAACCUGGAGGACUCCUCUUCAACCAGUAGUUACCUGACACUGUCUGGCUCCAGCGGCUUCUUUUCCAAGUCUAAUGCCACGGACGAGGUUCCGUCCUCCAAGACCUCACCCACGGCAGAGACUGAAUACCCAACUGAGGUCAAUGGCGAAGUGCCUUCCAGCACGUUCAAUUUUCUGAGGUCUCCUGCACGGACUGAACCUGAAGCUCCCCCAGCAGAGGAAGCCCCGAGCACAGAUUCCUUUAGACCCACCAGAUUCUCCUUCCUCACCCGAGAUUACCUUCCACCUCUGGAUAGUUCAACCGAGGAGGAGCGAGCUCCCGGGUGGUCUUCCUCCUCCUCAGAGCAACCCAUCUCGUCGCCUGUGUCAGGAUUCACCUUCUCAUUCUCAAGGACCACCGAAGCCUCGGCCACUACGCUCACCAGUGCCACGGCCACACCUGUCCUUGCAACCACUACUUCUCCUCCUCAAGAGAAGUCCAGAUUUUUCACCUUCCUCAACCUGAGGCACUCGCCGGGGUCUGAGUCACCUCCCUCUGUGGCCAGCGGGGAGAGUGAACAGGUCUCCACCCCAGGAAGUGUCCCAAAGCUCAAUUACCAUGAAACCCCCAAAGUCUGUGAUGAUGAGGAUGGUGAGACACUCAAGGAUGAAAAGACUAACAAACUGCUAUCCGAAAAAAUCAAAAUUGGGUCCUCAGAAAGCAAACAGUCAGGAGAGGAAAAGAAAGACCUGGAGGAGACCGAGGCCCAGGAACUGCAGAGGAAACUGGAGAUCCUGAACCACAUUAUGGACCAGGAGACAAGAGGGGCACCUGGCAACACCAGGAACCCCCAACUCAAUCUGAUGUCUGGCAUGUCAGAGGACAGCGACUACACCAGUGACAUCAAUUAUCCAGUGGGGCAGCAUCCCAAUUCCUCUGUGUCGCAAUUCUUGGGUGUGGCGACCCAAAUGUCCACGCCACAGAGGUCCCUGGAGACAAGUCGGGAAAACUCCUAUGAGAGGGAUGAUGGUGUGCAGUAUGGUGGUGAGGCGGGCUACGGUGAGGGCUAUGACAGGGGAAUGGCAGAUGACUAUUACAGCUACACUCUCGAGCACAACAAGAAGAAUGAGGGUCACAAGCCUUCUGUAGCAGAUGAAGACCUCUUCUACAAUAGCCGCCCUAACAACAGGAAAGAUUAUAGGUAUGAACCGGAACCAUUGGAUGAAGAUAUCAGCCCAGUGAGUUACUACAGCAAGCAUGGCCCCUUCACUGGUGGCCAGAACGAGGAGACACAGCCUGCCAAGCCUACCACCAACAAUGCACGUGGGAAGCUGACAAGAGCCAAGCAGCACACGGAUGAAGACGGAACCACACGGCGUCCCAGCCUGGAGAGACAGACCACCAUGUAUGACGAGGAGGGUGGCGGGCAGCGCACAGAGGGAACCAGUCGAGAAAACAGGUACUCUAACUACCAUAGCUACUAUCACCAGUACUCCUCCAGCCAGGAAGAUCCAAGUGCACCGGCAGUGAGUGAGGGAGAGUAUGGCUAUGACAAGAAGGCCAAGAAAGAAGACCAGGUGGACCAAGGGUACCAGAAUGAGGAGGAGGGGUGGUAUGACAAGGAGAGGACAGAUGGUUACUAUGGUGACUACAACAAAGAGUGCUACAAGGACGAGGGUUACCAAAAUGAUAAGAGUGAUGAUGGGUAUGCAGGUGAGCAGUAUGACCAGUAUGGGUACGGCUACGACCAGUAUUCUGGGUAUGACGAAUAUUAUGGGUAUGAUAAGACUGGAGAAAAUUAUGACUAUGCUCAGUAUGGUUAUUAUGGGGAAGAUGGGACAUGGAUUUACUAUCAGAAUUAUGAUGGUUACUAUGGGUACUAUGAUGAGGCUGGUGUCUUUCACACUUACAAUGAAAACUACAAUUAUGCUUACCGGAGCAAUGAGCAUUUGGACUCAAUGGCAGAACUGCAAGGUGAUAUUGGCAAAGCUUAUGACUCUUCCAAAGUGAUCACUGCUCCCUCCAGCCUUGCCUCAACCUUCACCAUCACCACCUCUGCCAUCACGACUACCAAGGCUCUCAACUCAGUGCUCCCCACCACCACCUCCUCCUCCACCACUGCAAAAUCUGUGGGCAACCAUGUGGCGCCCACGCAAACCACACAGCAGAAAGCUGAUGGACUCUUCAAUAAGUUGCUUCCUCAGCUUCCCAUAUCCCUUCCCUCCACUCUCACCACCACCACCAUUGCUGCUACCACCACUGCCACCACCACCACAGUCACGACAACACAAUCCAACAGGACACCUAUGCAGCCGGCAGUUUCACAAGCUUCAGUUCCCUCACAACAACGUGCAGCACAGCAAAAGAUUGCUCAACAAAAGCAGCAGCAGCAGCAACAGGCUAAACCUGCUGCUGGAGGGUUUGGUCUUUUUGGUGGAAUGAACAAGAAAGGUGGCCUUUUCAAUGCCAUGUCUGGCAUUACGUCCAAGGUGAGUGAUACGCUCAACACAGCUGUUAAGGAAGUUUCUGCAACUGCUGCAGCAGCUGCACAGCAGGCUAAUGUUGCUGCACAGCAGACAACUAAGGCUGCCACAGCUAAAGCAGCAGCAGCAGCAAAAAGUGCAGGUGUGGUCCCUCCACAGCAAGCUCCAUUUGGACAAAAGCCUCCUACUACUCAGUCAGGAAAGCAGGCAACUUCCAUGGGCAGGACCCUCACUAAGCAAGAGAGUGUUAGAAGUGAUAAAAUGCCUGUGGAUGAGGCAGAGAGACAGUCACUGGCCACCCUGCCAGAGACCACAGAUCCCACUUAUCAGGCAGAGUUGGACCAGACAUCUCUAUGGCAGCAGGAGAGUUACGAAACAGCACUGACGGACAAGACACAGCAGCGGCAGGACAGCUUUGAGACGGCCCCUGAAGACUCGCUAUACGAUGAGGACAUUCAAGGUCAAGAUGAAUACUAUGAUGAGGAUUAUGACAGCCACUGGUCCAGAAGAGGGUACCCUGGUCAUGACCCUUACUACGAUGAUGAUUACUAUGAUGAUGAUCGCCGUUCUCAAAUCUACGAAGACUACCCAGACUCCUUCGAUAAUGAUGAUGUAUCGAGCAUAGUGGGCACUGAGCGUGGCUUGCCUCGGUACCCUUCUCAGGGUGAAAGGUUCCUGGAUGGCGACACACAAUACUCAACGGAGUAUGAGAGUGGCACGGAGUCCAGGGAGGCUGUGAAUGAUCGGAUAGAACCAUACCCUGGAGACUUGAGCAAGGAAAAUGAGGAGAAGCCAAAGGAAUCUAAGAUUAUUGAUUUCGACAUGAAGACUCGGGCGGAGCACGUGAAGGCGGAGAGUGAUACCGCAAAGGUGUCCCCAGAGGGAGGGUCUACCAGGGAGACCUCAGCAGCUAAAGACAGCAAAAAGAUGUUUUUCGAGGCAAAGAUGAUGCAAAUGUCCAAUGAUAAGUCCACAGUAGCGCCCUCCGAGAAGAGUGGUCCCACUGCGACCACCCUGAGCCAGCCCGCUGAGCAGGUAUCUAGGCAGAGCUCCUUCGAGGACAAAAUGCGACAGAUGAAAGGAAUACUAAAGCUCCCAACGUUACCUACAUCCCUACCCACUUCUUUGCCCAUCAAGUUACCAGAUUUAACAAGAGGCUCAGUGCCUAAACCCCAGGCCAGUGCCGCUGCCUCGGCCACCCGGCCUGCAGCAGCACCAGAACAGGCUAAGGAGGCUGAACACCCACCUCAGCAGAAGGUCACCCAGCCAGACAAAAGCGGCUCUGAGCCUGCAGCAGACCAAGCCAAGAAGGACACAUUUGAGGAAAAGAUGAAAGCUUUGCAGAAGCCCAGCUCUGAGGCACAGGUGCAGUUGGAACAGCAGCAACAAGCACAACAACCACAACAACAACCACAACAACCACAGAUGAAAGAGUCAGAAAAGUCAAUCGAGGAGCAGAAGUUGGUAGCCGAGCAUGGGAGCCACCCACCAACCACAGGAGGCCAGCCAACAGAAGUGCCAGCUAGUCAAGAGGGUCAGGUUGAGGUUCCCCAACAACCCACAGAAGAAAAGGCAGCAGUUGUUGAUGAAAAGGUGGCAGGUGUCCCCAGCACUACCGGCCCCGCGGCCCCUGACACCAAGGCACCACCACUCCAGCAACAACAGCAGCAGCAGCAGCAGGCCAAGGAGGACGCUGUGCAGGGCGACACCCAGAUCACCAGCCCGGGGACCGUCGAUGCCGCGGCCACCACACCAGCGGGCGAGGCGGCGAGGGAGGCUAAGCUGUCGCCACUGCCGUCCACUGAUGAGCGACACGUCAGUUUCGAGGAGGAUGGCGGCGUGCCCGGGGAGGAAGGGCCGCCUAAGAAGAAGAUGACGGCGAGGGAGCGUUGGUACUGGGCCUUCGAUAAGAUCGUCGCCAAGCUGAACAAUGAACAUGGGGGUAUGGACGGCGUGGUUACGAAACUCAUGGUGAUCCUGGCCAGGCCCGGAGACAACCCCUUCUACAGCAACAUCGACAGCAUGCCAGACAUCAGGCCGCGAAGGAAGUCCAUCCCCCUUGUGUCCGAGCUUGUGCUUAAGACGAUCGCUGCGACGAAGAGGAACGCCGGGCUGACCUCCGCCGUUCCCAGAGCCUCCCUGAACGACGAGGAACUGGUCCCUAAGAUGCACGUGUACAAGAAGACCCUGCAGGCGCUUAUCUACCCGAUCUCCUCCACGACCCCGCACAACUUCGUGAUGUGGACGGCGACCUCUCCCACGUACUGUUACGAGUGCGAGGGGCUGCUGUGGGGCAUCGCGAGGCAAGGGGUGCGGUGUGUGGAGUGCGGGGUCAAAUGUCACGAGAAAUGUAAAGACUUGCUCAAUGCCGACUGCUUGCAAAGAGCCGCCGAGAAGAGCAGUAAACACGGUGCUGAAGAUAAAACCAACAACAUCAUCGCGGCUAUGAAGGAGAGGAUGAAGAAAAGGGAACUCGAAACUCCAGAGAUAUUUGAGCUGAUCAGGGAUGUCUUUGGCGUGGAGGACAAGAGUCACGUUGGUCACAUGAUGUCAGUGAACCAGUCGGUGCUUGACGGAACCAGCAAGUGGUCCGCUAAGAUUGCCAUCACAGUCAUCUGCGCCCAGGGCCUCAUCGCCAAGGACAAGAGCGGCACCUCUGAUCCCUAUGUCACGGUGCAGGUGGGCAAGGUCAAGAAGAGAACUCACACGGUGCCACAAGAACUCAAUCCUGUAUGGAACGUAAAAUUCUACUUCGAGUGUCACAACUCUAGCGAUCGCAUCAAGGUGAGGGUGUGGGACGAGGAUAACGACAUCAAGUCCAAGCUGAGGCAGAAGCUAACCCGCGAGAGUGAUGACUUCCUCGGCCAGACCAUCAUUGAGGUGCGCACCUUGUCAGGAGAGAUGGACGUGUGGUACAACCUUGAGAAGAGGACAGACAAGUCAGCUGUGUCGGGUGCCAUCAGACUCCACAUCUCUGUUGAAAUCAAGGGUGAGGAGAAAGUGGCGCCCUACCAUGUCCAGUACACCUGCCUUCACGAGAACCUUUUCCACUAUUUGUGUGAGCAGGAGGGAGGGGCUGUCAAGCUCCCACAGGCGAAGGGAGAUGACGCGUGGAAAGUCUACUUUGAUGACCAUGCACAAGACAUUGUUGAUGAGUUUGCCAUGAGAUAUGGAAUUGAGAGCAUCUACCAGGCCAUGACGCACUUCCACUGCCUGUCCACUAAGUACCUGUGUCCUGGGGUGCCUGCUGUCAUGUCUACCCUGCUGGCCAACAUUAAUGCCUUUUAUGCACAUACCACCGCCUCUUCCGCUGUUUCUGCCUCGGACAGAUUUGCUGCAUCCAACUUCGGCAAAGAGAAGUUUGUGAAGCUGCUGGAUCAGCUGCACAACUCCCUCAGGAUAGACCUGUCCAUGUACCGUAAUAACUUCCCUGCAAGUUCCAACGAGAAGCUGCAAGACCUUAAGUCCACCGUGGACCUGCUCACCUCCAUCACCUUCUUCAGGAUGAAAGUGCAGGAGCUGUCCUCUCCACCCAGGGCCAGUGUGGUGGUCAAGGACUGUGCCAUUGCCUGUCUUCGCUCCACAUACCAGUUCCUCUUUGAAAACUGCUACGAGCUUUACAAUCGAGAGUUCCAGGUGGAUCCCUCAGAGAAGAAGGAGGGAGGAGAGCAAGGGCCCCGCCUUGAAAGUGUUGACUUCUGGCACAAGCUCAUUGCCCUCAUUGUCUCCGUCAUUGAGGAGGACAAGAACAGUUAUGCCCCCGUCCUCAACCAGUUCCCACAGGAGUUCAACAUUGGCCAGUUAUCUGCAUCAACAAUGUGGAGCAUGUUUGCUGUGGACAUCAAAUAUGCUCUGGAGGAGCAUGAGCAGCACCGCUUAUGUAAGAGCAGCGAGUACAUGAACCUCCACUUCAAGGUUAAAUGGCUGUACAAUAACUACGUAAAGGACGUGCCUCCCUACAAAGACCAAGUGCCUGAAUAUCCUGCGUGGUUUGAGCCGUUUGUGAUGCAGUGGCUGAAUGAGAAUGAUGACGUGUCACUUGAGUACCUCAAUGGUGCCUUCCAGAGGGAUAAGAAGGAUGAGUUCCCGCCAAGCUCAGAAAAUUCACUCUUCUCCAACUCUGUGGUGGAUGUGUUCACCCAGUUGACCCAGUGCUUCGGGGUGGUGUCCAAGCUGGAGUGUCCAGACCCAGAGAUCUGGAAGAGGUUCAUGAAGAGGUUUGCCAAGACAAUAGUAAAGGUGCUCCUGGCCUAUGCUGACAUCUGCAAGAAGGAAUUCCCUAACUAUGUAGAUGAUGAAAAGAAGGCUUGCAUCUUGAUGAACAACAUCCAGCAACUUCGUGUACAGCUAGAAAAGAUGUAUGAGAAGAUGGGCGGAGAGAAGCUAGAGGAGGAUGUAGCCACCAUUCUGAAUGAACUGCAAGCCUCCCUUAACACUGUGCUGGACGAGCUGGCACACAGGUUUGCCAAGAGCUUGGAGGACCGCAUUGCAGUCAAGGUGAAGGAGAUGGGAGACAAGCUGGCAGCUGUCAAGUCCACUGGGCAGGGAACACAGCGGAACAACAUUGCCAACGAGGCAGAUGAGGUUCUGGCACCUCUGAUGGACCUGUUGGAGGACUCUCUCUCCCUCUAUGCCCACUCCUGUGAGAAGACAGUGCUCAAACGUCUCCUCAAGGAAUUGUGGAAGAUCGUUAUGACUACCAUGGAGAAGACUGUUGUCCUUCCACCCAUGACUGACAAAGCGAUGAUGCUCAAGAAUCUGACCGACAAUGCGAAGAAUCUUGCUGCCAAUGCCAAGAUUGAGGACAUGUCUCGCCUCAUCAAGAGCCAGCUGGCAGGUGGCAAGGAUGUUAAGAACGCCGUGUCCAAUAUCAUGGAUAUCUCCAAGGACUUUGAGAGGAACCUAACCCCCAAGCAGUGUGCAGUGCUAGAGGCUGCCUUGGACACCAUCAAGCAGUACUUCCAUGCUAACGGGAGUGGUCUCAAGAAGAACUUCCUCGACAAGUCUCCUGAGCUCAAGUCCCUCAACUAUGCACUGUCCUUGUACACCCAGACCACCGACACACUCAUUAAGACCUUUGUCUCCACCCAGACUGGUCAAGUUCCUGCAAACGACAGUAAGUUUCCCGGUAAGGCCAAGAAAAAGAGAAAGGAACAAGUGUCAACAGAGGAGGAGGAGGGUGACGAGGAGCCGGAGGCGGAGGACGAUACCGAUGACCCAGUUAAGGCAAAGAAAAUCCGAAAGAAACUGAGUAUGAGUGAUAAGCGAGGCUCCACGGAAGAGGGUACUGUCGGAGAGAUCAGCAUCCAGGUGGACCUCUACACCCACCCAGGCACCGGCGAGCAGCGUAUCAACGUUAAAGUGGUGGCUGCCAAUGACCUUCGGUGGCCAACCACAGCCGGGGGAAUGUUCAGGCCAUUUGUGGAGGUCAAUCUUAUUGGUCCUCACUUGGCAGACAAGAAGAGAAAGUUUGCCACCAAGUCAAAGUCCAACAGUUGGUCACCCAAAUAUAAUGAGAGCGUUCAAUUCCUCAUUGGGAGUGAGGAGGGUCCAGAGAGCUUUGAGCUGCACAUCUGUGUCAAGGACUACUGCUUUGCUCGAGAUGACCGUCUGGUGGGCGUGGCAGUGCUUCAGCUAAGGGACAUUGUGGACCAGGGUUCCUGUGCAACAUGGCUCUUCCUGGGCAAACGGUGUCACAUGGACGAGACUGGUUGGACAGUGUUGAGAAUCCUGAGUCAGCGCACCAAUGACGAAGUGUCCAAGGAGUUUGUGAAGCUCAAGUCAGAAGUACGAGGAGAACCACCCAUCACACAGUAGAGCCAGGGGUAGCACACUCUGCCAGGGUGUGAAGACCACUCACCUGCCACCCAGUGAAGGCUGGAGACAUCAUAUGGCUCCUCUACUACCAGCAGUGAUGAUAAAGAGAUCUGCGCUUCAAAUGAAUUCUCUACAGGAUGGUGUACCUACUACUCUCAGACAAGUUGGAGGCUCCAUUUUUUCAUGUAGAGAUGCCAUGGCCCUCCCAGUGACCAACACAGAGAGAGAUCAUAAACGUCCAAAGAUACCAGACCUAUGUGAGGCCAUGCAUGGUUGCCAAUGAACUGAAAAAAAUGUAAGCACAAAUAUUUGAGUUUAUGGGAGUAGUAACUCACACUAACAAAAUUUGGGGGAGUAGCUUGAUGUGUUCUAUAGUGGAUUUGAAUUACUAACAAACGAAAGCUGUACAGUAGAGGAUCAUGUCAAGCACUGAGGCUGGGAAAGGCUCAGUUAUGCAGAAGUUGCUAAGAAAGUAUAUAAAAGAAGGAAAAAUUAUCAGCAUUGAAAUUGAUCUAUUGCGGCCAUGCAAGACUUGAAAAGGGAAUGUCUGUGAUACAGUAUUGUGCAUGAUGCCCUGGACCUCACGUGUGGACCGCCAUGAAGGUCAUAGUCAAUAAGUGCAGAGCUACAAAAUAUUAAUCCAUACUCUGUGUUCUCAUUUCAGUGGAAUACAAGUCCUCUGCUCUUCCAGAAACCUUGUUUUAAAUUUUGUAAAAUAGUAUUUUGAAUUAUUUGAAGAUGGUGGUGUUCAUUCUGUAUCAUACAGUGCUGGUAAGAUGUACAACACACACGCCAGUCCCGCUAAUAAUGUUGCGCUGAAGGGAGAAGUGGCUCGGUAGCUUACGGUUUCAACUUGGCGCGUGUCGUGUCACUGUCCCAUUUUAUGUGGUGGUGUGAAUGGAAGUGACUGAACCUGAAGAUCAGUUCCCAUUUGCUGUUAAGUGGUCAUAGAGUAAGCCUGCUGUUUUGUGCUGCAUUACUCCUUACUUCUCUCUGAGUGAGAAAAUAAUGGACAUUUGAAUUUAUCAUGUGGUUUUCAGUUAUGAGCACAAACUAUUAUUUUUCUAUGUGAUUUUGGCACAUAUUACCAAAAGGUGCACAUUCAUAUUUCGCCUUGACCUCAGAUUCAGAUUCAACAAGCGUUCCAUUGUACAUAUCAUUUUACCAUUAGGUUAGUCCUCGUCUGUAAUUAUGGACAAUUGGGUGAUUGUUACGCAUUUUCGUAACUUUGAUUCUAGCCAGCUACAUUGGACUUGGGAGAGUUAGUUGCUAUGAUUUGUGACGUUGAUUGUUCCAUUAGUCCGUUAGUGGUGCAUUUAUUUGUCCCUAGGGUGGUGAGGGAGAGGCAGAAUGUGAGGGUCACCUGACCUACCCUUACCUGGGUCACUCGCCUCAGCAUCCCUGCAACCUCCAGCUGGGCAUUUGUUUGUUGCUAGUUGGUGUCCUAACCAAUGUGUGCAUUUGUACCGCGUGUGUGUGUGUGCGUGUGUUGUUUCACCUGGACUAUCAUCAGCAUGUUCUCCUAGCCAACAGGCACAUAUUGUACCUGUUAAUAUGUACACUAAGUAAUUGGCAUGAUCAUGCCUCUUGAGUGGGGCGAGUAAGAGGGGACCACGGGCGGCUUACCCAGUGGCAGCGCGUCCCAACCCAGCGUAGUUAACCACAGAGUUGGAAUUUUAGUUGAGUGCAAGUACUGAAGGAAAAAAUAACCGGUAAUUCCAGUAUGCAAGAAGCCAUUGGAAGUGGGAGAAAAAAAAAAUAAGUGUCAGACAUAUCUCGCUUUUUGUUGGGCAUUCAGUGUUGAUAUUAUGUACUAAUUGUUUUAUGUGUAUGUAAGGGGGUUGGGUAGAGUAAUUUUCUAUCACACAGUUGUUAUCUAUGAUUAAUAAGAGUUACAUAGUGGGGUUAAUCACAAGUGGCUCAUAUCCUUAGUUGAUAGGAAUCUGAUUAACAUAGUGCAAAGUUGUGGGUUUAUCAAUUGACUCAGCUACUUUUUUGGAAGAUCUUAGAAAUUAUAGAUAUAUUUUAAAGUAGUGGGAAAAAUGUUUGGAUGGGAGGGUAAAAUGUAAAUUGGAGUGUAAUUAAUGUCACUAGGAAAAUUGGGAUAUUGUGUUAUGCCCAGUACUCAUCAGUUUAAUGUUGCGUCACCUCAGAUUGCAGCUCGUUUCUCUGCACAUCUUGCACAGUUUCCUCACUGCAUUAGGCACGUCUUUGUUUGCUUUUCCUUAAUAGUUGUAAAAAUCUGGUAUGAGUGAGAUGCAUCAGGCAAUGUAAAAUAUAAAGGUAUCAGAGAGCAUUCAAGUGACUUACCAGCAGCAUGAAAGAACAACCAUGGGUUUAAUUGAUUGAUAUACACAAGGCUGAUUGUCACUUCAACACUUUCACUUGAAAUAUUAGAGGAAACUGUGUUGUUCUUCAAUGAUGUGGAAAGAAACGAUUCAUGACAGAUGGAGAAGAAGAAAAUCAAGAAGACAAGAAGCAGUUUGCUGAAUUUCUGUAGGCAAUGGGUAGGGAGAAGUCAGUUGAAUAUUACAUAUAGUAAUUCUCUAAGAAUCACACUAAUAGGCAGAUUCAUAUCAAAAGUUAAAAAUGUAAGUAAAGAGGGGGUUAAUGCAAUAAAAAUUUAACUUUUCUUUCUUGAGUUCCUGUGAAAUUUCAAGGAAGAUUUGUUAUAGGAAAAAAACAAGGAAUAUAAAUAAUUUGAGAGGAAUCCUGACAAACUAGAUGUGUUUGUUUGGUUCAUAAUUACUAGACUUCUUUUGAGGCAGCAUUAACAGAAAAAGAGGAUGAAGAGAUAACUAAGGCAAGAAAUAAAUAGUUUGGUCUCGUGAGAUGAAAGGUGAAAGUUAUGAGAGGAAGAUGAUCACAUUGAUGCUAGAAGUAGAAAUAUUUUAUGUCACUUCAUGAGGGAAAUAAGGAAGUGCGACAAUUAAUGAUUUGAAGUAGAAUCAGGAAACAACAAUAAAAAGCUAUAUAAAAGGGAUCAAGGAUGCUAUAUAUAUUCCAUUUGUGUGUACAUACAUAGUUGUCUCAUGUCCCUCUGAGGGGAGAAGAACAGAAACAUUCAAAGGACUAGGAUGACUUCAACUACAUCUGUGACUGAUUACUAAUACUAUAACUACUACUACUAUUGCUGCUCCUACUACUACUACUACUACUACUACUACUACUACUACUACUACUACUACUACUACUACUACUACUACUACUACUACUGGUUGUACUCCUGCUACUUUAACUACUACUACUUCUACCACUACUACUAUUGUUACAACUCCAUUAUUGCUUCUAAUACCUCAACAUAUAAUACUAUUACUACUAUGGCUGGAACUAUUACACAACAGAACAGAUGUUUCUACUUCACCACCACCACCACCACCACCACCACCAUAACUACUACUACUAUUACCACUACUACUGUUGCUUCAGUCCAUUGUUGAGAGGCAUCUCCUCAGUCUUCUCCUCACUGCGGGAACACACUUGGGAUGUCAGCCGUGUCUCAGUUCUGCUGCUCUGGUCUUGUGCCACCAUCACCCUUUAGUUGAAUUUUGUAAUGGUCUCCCUAACCCCUCGCCCACACAGCUCCUCCUUCCUACUGUUAAUGAAAACGUGCAAGUGAUUGUGCCUCAGCCCAAUCGCUUAAACGGAUGUCCCAAACGCGUCUCCCUUCCCCCACACUCAAUUAAAAAAAGUAAAAGAUCGUAAAGCUACAUACUAAAGAUCUUGUUUCGUGUUGGCAUGCUGUUUCCAACUCCAAAGAUGUCGUGUCCAAAGCAGGAUUCACUCUCCCUUGAGUUGUGAGGGACUGGAAAGGGGAGUUGAAUUCUCUUUUCACACGGGUCAUAAUAAGCUCUAGGAUUUUCCUCAUAACACCUAACUAAGCUAUCCCUACUAUACUGCAGCGUAUGUGGUGUGUUGGUCAAUAGAGAUGUGUGUGUAAAGUAUAAACAAAAAAAUUAUAUACAUAUAUCACGAGACACUCUAUCAGGAAUUUUUUGUGAUGUCUCAGUUCAAAGCUUCUUGAGUCAUUCCACUCAUCUUGCUGUACAUAAUGUCAUUUAUCAUCGUGAGUGCGGUAUAACAUAGACCAUUACUUGUUUAAUCUGCCUUCCCAGCACCUCUCAGCUUCUCUCCUCUGCCUCUCGCUCGGUAUAAAUAGUAUAUAAUCCGUCUGUAUCGGUCAGAUUUUUAUUUUUAUUUGGUGAAUAUAUUCUCAGACCUGCCUCCACACUGUCUUGCUUGUCUACGUAACCAGCUCACCCCACAAACCGCUAUCUCUUCCUCUGGCAAGCUGUAGUAGCACCUCUCGUCCCUCUUUCUGGAGUCUCGCCCCGCUCUGUCCUCGCCUUACACUAUGCCCUGGCUAGUUGGUGGGUAAUGUCUUGAGUUGAGGAGGACGGUGGUCUUGUCCCCGGCCUCCGCCCUCCACACACACACACAUGCACAUGCACACGCACACACACACACACACACACACACACACACACACACACACACUAUCACACUUAAAAACACUCACUACCACACACACACACACACACAGACAAACUCAUAUUUUUGACAACUUGUGUGCCUUUCAGUACCAUACUAGACCCCACAGCGUAGGGUCUGCACCGCUUUAGUUGAAUCACUGCAGACACACGUCAAGGCCAAGGCGAAGGGGAGUGUGGGAGGGAGUGGCCACUACACAAGGCUGGUGGCUCUGAGGGCUCUGGUCAGACCAAUAACGUAAGCCACACCCAGACCAGACACAGCCCGAGUCCCAUUUUCUUUUUUUUUUUUUUUUUUUUUUAUUCUUUUUCCCAGAUUGUGUUUUCUAUAAGUGUGGCAGAAGUGCAAGGGUAAACAAUGCUAUUUUUUCUCAGUAUAUCCUCAAGUUAGGAAUUGGAAGUGGUUCGGAUGGCAUGUUUGCUUGUGUGAAAUUUCGUCUCUCUCUCUCUCUCUCUCUCUCUCUCUCUCUCUCUCUCUCUCUCUCUCUCUCUCUCUCUCUCUCUCUCUCUCUCUCUCUCUCUCUCUCUCUCUCUCUCUCUCUCUCUCUCUCUCUCUCUCUCUCUCUCUCGUACUAAGAAACACUCUGCUGCAUCUGUUGGUUAACUAUACAGAGGGGGUAUCAUACUUGCAUGUUCAGAUUAAUAACUAAAGCAAAAACAAUAACAACUACUAUUCAUAAUAAUCUUAAUAAGCCUUGAGUGUAAGUAUAAUCCCGCUUCCUCUUCGUCUUAUCUGCUCGUGGGUUCUCUGCUACACUCGCUCGCUGGGUGUCUCUCUGUUGACGCCUCAGCUGUAAAGAAGUAACUAAAAUAACCAGACACCAUUUUUCUGUUCGACUACUCUCUCGUAUCACAACGUAGAAUGCUGUCCUCUCAAGAUUCUCGUCAGAUUUUUCUUGUUAAUGUGUGUGUGGGACUGAAGGCGAAAAAAAAAUAAUAAUACUGGGUUCAGUUUUUAGGUGUUUUCCAUGCGUGAGUUGGCUGCCUGCCACGCUAUGUUUUCAUUUGACAAACGUGUGUGUCGGCUGCUCGCCCUAUCGUCUUCACAGCCCGUGGUGAAUGGUUACUGGCAUUUAUAUUAUUAUAUCAUAUUAAUUCCCAAGUGACUCGUAGUGAUGUAGUGGGUUUUGUUAAUAUUAUUCCUCUCUGAAAAUAAAGACCCUUUGAAUAUA